GACGAGAGAGCGACUGGGCGGUCUAAGAAACGAAACUAAAAACAAUGGGGAAGACAAGUAUGGGAACGAGCUAACUAUAGCAGCAGCACGGCCUUGUGAGUCGUUAUGACUACAGGACAACACGAUGCAACGAACGGGCUCUAUGGGUGUUGCUGAAUGAGCGACAGCCGCUUGAUCCAUCUUCUUUACUUACAGUACAGGUACGGACGCCAACAGCCUACCUUUGUGACUUCCUCCUAUGUUCCCCUUGCUGCCCGGUAGCUAUAACUAUUACAAGCACAGUAAUUAACUUAGCAGCCAGUGUUAACUUAGAGCCCAGAACCCCCAGCUCACUAUCUACGGUAUCACAGUGGGGGAUGCGACGGGCAGAUGCGCUAAGAUAGGGGACAUGCUUCACAAGGCGCUCUAGGCCUUGCUAUCGCUCCCGCCCCUUGCUGAAGCUUGUUUACACGAUGACAGGUCGCCAGGGGCUGAGUGCAUGCAUGGUUGUAUGCAUGGAUACUUGACUUUGUGCAUACGGAAGUUAUACGGGAGGAGGAGCCUUGACAUGUUGUCAUGCAUUGGCACAUCGAUAGUUUGAAUGCACCAACAAACAAUAACAAAACCAACAAACUUGAAAAAGGAUAGGCUCCUGGUCGACAUGGAUUUAGCGCAAUUUACAGCGCUCAACAGGGGAGUAAUGCACCAGCAGGUGCACCAGAGUCGAUAUGCUUCCAGCAGCCCUCGGCGGGCCAAUCACACCGGCCCCAGCACUGGCGUGGUCGAGGAAUUGGCUGCUGCUUCACAAUACAACUCAACCUCCGAUCUGGCACGGCACGCGCUAUGCUGCAUUGAGGAAUCCGAGCCUGUCAAAUCUGGUGCCAAACAAGGAACCAAGAGGAGAAAAAUGACACACUGGAUGAUCCGGAUGGGGCAAGGUAGUUCCACAAGCAUUUCAUUGAAUGGGGAGUUGUAUGUUGGGAUGGAUGAAUAGCUCGACUGCGUGUGGAGCAGAUUCUCGAUUAUAACGCAGUUCAGCCACUAUCAUUCCGCGCAUCACAGCGCGAUAUGCUGCUAAUCUACUCUCAACAAUCUAAACAGUUCCGACUCAGGCAACUUGCGAGCCUCUCGAAGGCUAAAGCGCACGCCUCCUCUGAGCUGUUCUCUCGAUAACGUCACCUCUUCGACUUUGGACUGGCCCUUGUUUGCUGUUAUUGUUGCUGUAUCUGUGGUAUGGUUUGGCAUUGGUUCAAAUUCCACCGUCCGCCUGCGAACCGAGAUGUACUUUAAAUGCAGCGUCUCCAGCAUAAAAAACGGUUCCGCACAUUCGUCAAGCACUGGCCGCAACUCGCCAUGUACAACGUCAAUGCCAUGUAGUCGCAGUGUCUUUAGUGUGUUUCGUCGAAGUAGCAGCACCAGGUCAUCCUCAUAUACGCGCAGCAGGUAGAGCUGGCACGUCGUCAAAUGUGGGAGUCGCGCUGUUGAAAGAUAGUGAAUCACUAUCUCGCUCGUGUAGUCCAUCUCACCAGAAGGCCGGACAUCAGUAAGGGCUCUGUUUGCUCCAAUGGAAAGCGAUGUUAUAUUUUGCGCCAAGUCUAGCAGCGUCGACGCAUGAAACGUUAGCUCAUCCAGCAGUGGCGGUGGGCGGCGUAGCGAAGCUGUCUGACGAGGGCCUUGCUGCAAAGGUGUUGUAUAUUGCUCCCCGUCGGCUGUUAUAUCCAGUCUUUCCUCACUCAUUGAAAUGGUUGGAAGCUCCAGGCUUUCGAGAUAUUGAAACGCCUCGGAUGCUCCGUAGAAGUCGCUGAAUACCUCUUGCAUUUGGCUAUCCACCGGUGUCUGUUUCCAGAGGCUACGGCACGACAUAGGAGAAAGGUGCCGCACUGCAAUCCCACUGGCAGCAAUGGCGCAUAAUAUGGCAUUGUAGACAUCGGCUGCUGCGUCUUUGCGAUCACAAGUCGCAACACUUACGUUGCGACCAUAUCGAAGGUAGGUGUCGUAGUCAAAUGAUGACACGCAGAGCUGCUCUAGGCGAGAAGCUGGGUUCUUUUUGGCAAUGUUUUCAAACGCCUUGGUUAGAAGCUUUGUCAAUUUUCCGCUAUCCCGUGCGAGAUUGUAUUCAGCGACUGUCUGCUGCUUGCUGGAUGCCAGCUCCUCUACAACACGACGUCGCCCGCACGCAUGGUAUCCUAGAAACGAAGGCCCGCUCAAGGUGAGAUUUUGUAUCUUGCAAGCCAAUUCGCCCUUUUCAGUAACAUUUGCCAGGCGUUCCAGCCCGCUCGGAGUAAAUGCAACAGUCUUUGUGGUGAAGCUGUCCUCAAAGGUCGGCGUGACGACCCCGCGGCUCAGAGUCCUGCUUGAGCAGCGUAAGCUGUGAAAGUCUUGCUGCUCCAACCGCGAUGUAAUGGCCGACAAGAUGUCCCAUGGUAACCGUUCAAUAGCUGCCAUGGCAAGCAGCAGAAAAUGAGAGCCGACAGGGCAGUAAUUGUCGAUG
Messenger RNA from [Torrubiella] hemipterigena, 2470 nucleotides. The record is from the annotation of a GenBank genome assembly. NCBI's taxonomy places the organism in Eukaryota, Fungi, Ascomycota, Sordariomycetes, Hypocreales, Clavicipitaceae.